Molecule: messenger RNA, 3015 nt
Organism: Hemiscyllium ocellatum (epaulette shark)
Lineage: Eukaryota; Metazoa; Chordata; Chondrichthyes; Orectolobiformes; Hemiscylliidae
Product: zinc finger protein ZFP2-like
Exons: 2
Coding region: 1944-2936 (330 amino acids)
Biological process (GO): positive regulation of reciprocal meiotic recombination
Cellular component (GO): nucleus
Molecular function (GO): histone H3K4 methyltransferase activity; histone H3K36 methyltransferase activity; recombination hotspot binding
Source: RefSeq, a predicted model, not a curated record
CUCCAGCCGCCCUGACGAGGACCACAACCCGUCCGCUGUCAGCCAGAGAUGGCGGACCUCAGCGAGGUAACGGGUUAGCUGGGCGAGCUUUAUGAGUGUACGCUGGAGGUCUGGAACCUUGCGUAAGGUGCCAUCGGUCCCGCACUGGCGCAGAACGAGGCGAUAGAUAUGAAAAGCGCCGCGACGAUUCUGGGCCAGUCCCCGUGAAAGUCGCCAUCUUUAUUGGGGGCAAUGGAGAAGAGGGCGCCUGCGCGGUCACCCCUGACCCCAGUCGAGAGGAUGGCAUUGUGUAUCAUAGACAGAGGAUGGAGUUUGUGAACUCCUGUUACAGAGGGGCUUACCACACUGCUGAAUUUAUAGUCAAUACCAGCGCUACGCAGAAACAGAGAUUGACCUACAUAAUCGUACUGCAGGUCUUCAGCACCUGCAGAUUUUUGGCCCUGCCACUGUGAAUGGUGGGUCUUUUACCCAGCAACUCCCGCGGCAGAGAAUGUCCCUCAUCGAGUCAGCAGGACCGUGUGCGCAAGCGCAGAGCCACAGUCUUCCGAGUGACGGCGCAGGGGAGAUUCUCGUUUGGUGCUCGGCAGCCGGUAAGAGGCGACGGCAACAAAGAAGCGGAGUGGAACCAGUUAGCGUGCGGGGAACGUUCGUGAACGUUUAUUAUUGGGUAUGGCACCAAAUAAAUACCUGUAGGUCCUGCUAUUGCAGCUCGGAGGCUUUUUCGGUGCUUCGGAGCAGCAGACAUUUUGUUUUCAUGGGGCUGUGAGUGAGUGCGUGCGCAGCGUUCGAGCAACAUGGCCGAAUGGGCGGGGUUUAAUUUGGACACGUGACUAGAUGAUUGACACUUGGUCUGAUAGUGUCUGGCGAAAGGAGCUGGGAAGCUGAGACAAGAGGAGAAAAAACUUCGACUCAUUCAGCACGGAAACAGAUACUUAGCUCCAACUCAUCCAUGCCGACCAGACAUCCUAAUCUAAUCUAGUCCCAUGUUGCAGCACUUGGCCCAUAUCCCUCCAAACUCUUACAAUUCAUAUGCCCAUCCAGAUGCCUUUUAAAUGUUGUAAUUGUACCAGGAUCCACGACUUCCUCUGGUAGCCUAGACACACGCCGAUGUCCAAAGAUGUUUCAACUCAAACAGCGAAGGCAGUAACUGUGCAGAUUCACUGCUGUGUCAAACAACAACACAGGUUUCUUUCUCCGAUCGUGUGGUCGCUGCCUUUAUUAUUCUUUCACCUUUUUAAAGUGCCGUUGUUUUGAUCUUUUCUCCCCCCCCCAAACAUCCAAAGAAUACAACACCACAUAAAAUUGUAAUUGCUGCUCCGGGAAUUUGAGGAAAUCACCUCCAACACCUAAAAUGCCUCAAAAAAGGAGCAGCUCUUACAGCCACAAUUUUUUCCUAUCCUCCAUCCUGGAUUACCGUGGAGAGAAAAAAUUGUGAGGGUGAGGGUUUGGAUUUCAACCUAGGAAUGAGAGGCAGUGUGUAGGACUUUUGGGGAUACAAGAAAGGAAAAAUGGAAUCACAGGAACUGGAAUAAUCUAUUUUGAAUUUCCAUCUUAUACUGACAGUGAAUUACUUUUGCAAACUCCUUUUACAGGAUAAUAAAGGGGAAAUUUGCUCAAAAACCUCAAAACAAACUUUACAUCAAGAUCUGACAGAGUCCUUUGAUCCAUAAGGAUCUGAAUACUACUGGCCUUUAAACGUGGGCGAAGAGAUGUUCAUCUGAUCUGUCUCAAAGAGAUUUUAAACAUUAGUGUGACUGGAAAAGUACUGACAUGUCUAAGUGAGAGUACCCCAGUAAAUUAACUAAGGAAAGAACUUUAACCAGUUAGGUAGUCUGAAAAAAAUAUUGCACUAUUCAAGCAGGGAGAAACCUCACACACAUUCUGUAUGUGGGAGAGGCUUGCACUCAUCAUUCAACCUGGAGAAACACAAGGAUAUUAGCACCAUGGAGAAACCAUGGAAAUGUGAGGACUGUGGUAAAAGAUUCAAUUACCCAUCCCUGCUAGAAAUCCACCGACGUAGUCAUGCUGGGCCUGGGUCCAUGGAAAGACCAUGGAAAUGUGGAGACUGUGGUAAAGGAUUCUAUUAUCCAUCUCUAUUAGAAAUUCAUCGACGAAGUCACACUGGGGAGAGACCUUUCACUUGUUCUGUGUGUGGUAAAGGUUUUACAAAGUCAGCGUGUCUCCUGUCACACCAGCGAACUCACACUGAGGAGAGGCCAUUCAUCUGCACUUGCUGUGGAAAGGGAUUCAGGCAGUCAUCCCACCUCACUGCACACCAGCAAGUUCACUCUGAAGAGAGGCCAUUCAGCUGUACCUAUUGUGGGAAAAAGUUCAGACUGCCAUCUGGCCUGACUGAACACCAGCGAAUCCACACUGGUGAGAGGCCAUUCACCUGCUCAGUGUGCGGGAAGAGAUUCACUUGGUCAUCCAGUCUUAGAUCACACCAGCAAGCGCACACUGAGAAGAAGCCUUUCAGCUGCACUUACUGUCGAAAGACAUUUACACGUUCCUCCAGUCUCACUGAACACCAGCGAAUUCACACUGGGGAGAGACCAUUUACAUGCUCUGUGUGUGGGAAGGGAUUCACUGGGUCAUCCAGUUUCCAGAGACACCAGCGAAUUCACACUGAGGAGAGGCCGUUCAGUUGCAGCUCCUGUGGAAAGAGGUUUAGGCAGUCUUCUGACCUCAGUGCGCACCAACGAGUUCACACAGGUGACAGACCAUUCAGCUGCUCAGUGUGUGGGAAGAGGUUCACAAAAUCUUUCACUCUACUAAUACACCAACGCACUCACACUGGAGAAAGGCCAUUCACCUGCACAGGGUGUGGGAAGGGAUUCACUCAGCAGUCCAACCUGCAGACACAUCAGAAAGUUCAUAAGUGUCUGCUGCCUUUGGAUGGUGCAGUUACUGCUUCUGUUGAGCACGUUCAGGAUUGAUUAGAAAUCAUUCUGUUCAUGAUAAACUCUGUGUGAGUAUUGAGUUCAAAGUUCAUGUGUGUUCAAAUAUAACUUUUAA